Ostertagia ostertagi is the source of this 318-nucleotide messenger RNA. Lineage: Eukaryota; Metazoa; Nematoda; Chromadorea; Rhabditida; Trichostrongylidae. The record is from the annotation of a GenBank genome assembly.
AUGAAGACCCCAGCAUUGUUCGAGGAUCCGGGAUUUCUUCGCAUGGGUCACUUUGUGCUCUCAACUAGCACUCUUUCAACUAAUACUAUUGUGUUCGGAGGGUUCGGCCCCGUGGUAGACGACGGUUUCGGUAUCGGGUACAACGUAUCUUCGUCCCGCAUGGGAGCCGUUAUCUCCAGUCACAAGAUGGGAGAGCAGACAACUAAUCGCCCUGAAAUGGUGGAGGCCGCCAAGAAGUUCAUGCUCACACCGAAAGUCCGAGACACUCCUUUUGAGGAGCAGCGCGUGUUUCUUCUUGGAAAAGGUUUACCAGUGUAA